Babesia sp. Xinjiang is the source of this 3300-nucleotide messenger RNA. RefSeq lists its product as uncharacterized. The transcript has a single exon. Lineage: Eukaryota; Apicomplexa; Aconoidasida; Piroplasmida; Babesiidae. The record is from RefSeq and is a predicted model, not a curated record. The coding region runs from base 1 to 3300 and encodes 1099 amino acids.
AUGAGGAAUGAAAAGUGUAGCCCAGGAAGGCUAGUGGAGGCCUUCCUAGUAGGAUGUAGUAUCUUGGUGGGUAUACAACAGUUUGAACUGGUACUUGUCAAAGUACCUGGAGAAGUUGUCAUGCUAUACCAUUACUACAUAGGCAUGGUGGUAUUCACAUUAUGGCUUGCCCAGGCUACCAAUACGUUCAACAGGCAUGUCAUAUCGUUCUGUAUCAUUGGCCAGGUCUUAAGCAUCUUGGCUCUAUUUGCGGCAAGUAGUAUGUCAAGGUCUAUGCGACUCCUAAGAAUCGUCAUAGUCAUGAUAUCUGCAAAUUUGAAUACCGUGCUAAUGAUACAGGUAUCUGCAGCCUACUCCGGUAACCCGGUAUCACUCGUCGCGCUGCUCUGUGGAACAUACUUAUCACUAAAACUACCAUAUCUAUGUCGUGCAUGGGAACACUUCAGCAGUGCUGGAGCACUUGGGUUUAUGGGUAGGCAGUCCGCCACCCAUGUAUUGCUGGCGGUUAAAUGCGUCGCAGUGGUAACUGCAAUUGCAGCUAGAUAUAUAUCGGGAGAACCUUGCUAUAUCCGGACAUCCAUAUGGAAUACCUACAAGAACUAUGUGAAUGUAUGGAAAGCUGCAGAACAGGGUAACCCUUUGAAAACUAUGAUAUAUGAUCUGAGAAAGGAUGAGGAUAUGUGGAUUUGUUUUGGGAACUUGGCCGCACUUGUAGCCAUGGUGGUCGCCAUGCCGCCACACCUUGCACUCAGACAGCUGCCCAUAGCGUCACACUACCUCGACGACCUUAAUGGAUAUGAACGGUGGUCGGAGGGUUUAGGCGUGUUCACCGGGGCCACGAUGCCAUUAGCAUAUUCUAACCGGGAUAUGUUGCCGCUUCUAAUAUUCACUGCAUUCCUACUCAAUAUAGCCUGUGUAAUGUUAUCGGCAUACUUCACUACGAUAUCGUUCCUCUCUUUAAGUUGGGUUACAAAAGCUUGUGUACUCUCUUCCUUUGUAACAGGAUACGCCAUGAGCUUCAGUGCCGGGAAAAUGGUGUUCCUAUUCUUCCUUCGCACCUGCAAGGGCCCCGACGUAGCAAAACGAUGUUGUGAUGAAUUACUUGAUACAGGCUGCCUAUGCUCCCAUGAUGUGACAUAUUACGAUUGCGAACGUAGGGUAAAGCCAUUCAAGUGCGGGGAUAAAGAAGUAAAGGAAGAACCAACCACUCACAUCCUAUGGGCGGCAAAACAAUGUCUCCCAACUGCUACCCAAUGUUUUACAUUAAAAUGUAAAUGUAACAAAACACCGAAUACAUGUAAGAAUUGUUGUAAAAAGGAUACACCGGAAAAGUGUUGUACCACUGAAUUGCUGAAACCUAAGCAAGUGAAACAAAAUAAAUCGAAAUGUGAAGAAGAGGAAGAGAAAGAAGCCGCAAAGGUAUGUAAUGCUACUACUCCUCAGCCCUCCUCUGCGCCAGCUCCUGCUGCCCAGACAUCGACACCGUCGCAACCAUCAUCUAGUGACGCUACAUGUGAUACACAAUCAGAAGAAUGGUGUCCCAAAUGUUUUUGUAAAAAUACUAUGGGUAGGGACUGUGGAUCACCUUGCUGUGGUUGUUUUUGUACGACAAAAGAAAAAACAGAAACAACUAAUUGUUGCAGUUGUGUUCAAUGGAUAGCUACAAGGCAGGCGCAGCAUUAUUUGUUACGGGAUACAUCUACGUCUACAUGUGGCGACUGUGAUUUGACGAUACUGUUGAAAGGUGUUCCUCUAGGGAGGAGGGGCGAGUUAUGUUGUGUGUCUACAUUCGAAUGCAUGCCGCGAGUUCUCGGCUGGCAGCAGUGGAACCCCAAAAGUGACCGUGUUUUCAUCGGUUACAUCGAUUCUGACUGCGCGGUAUGUUCUCUAGUGGAGAUACGUCCAAAGAACUUUGCCAAAGAAUAUAACCUCACUAUAUCGAAUUCAUUUCCUCAUCACUUUAAUAUAGAGAGCAUGUCAUUCGGAGGUUGUUGUCAUGAUACUUUCCUGAUGAAAGUGCAAUGUGCGAAGCGUGACAAGUACCCGCAUAUAUAUAACAGGGACUAUGCAUUCAAGCAAUACCUUAUAUCACAUCUAUACUUCACAUCAGCAUCUGUUAUGGAUGAAGAGUGUGAAAAGACGGGAACGUGUGGUAAAUCUCAGGAACCGUCUGAAUCGCAAGAGUGUAAAGAUACAUCUAAAAAAUCUAUUGACUGGGACGUAUUUGAUAACUAUACGAAAUGUUGUUUCAGUGUUGCUACUAGGGUAUUUACUUACUACCGUUAUGUCACUGAGAAUAAGGGGAAAGAUGUUUGCGUGUCUGUGGUAACAAAUAAAUCUAAUGAGGCUAGGGGUCAUGCUACUUGCAAGGGUAAAUGUGAGACUGGCUGUUGUGUCAAGGUGCACGUUACGGAUGAGCAUGAGGCCAGGCUAGAAGAUAACGCAUACCGCUACCGAGUAUCUACACGUUUUUGGAUGAUCGUGUUGUUUUUUCAACUUAUGUGUAUGAUGAUACAGAUGCUUUAUAAAAGGCCGGGUGUCAAUGCACCAUAUAAGUUUGCUGUCGAUAUCGUCAAGCUACAACAGUCAGUGUUAAGUGAAGGUUGGGAUGAUGAUAUUAGAUUGUUGGUAAACAAUACGGACUUGGCUCAAUUGAAUUCUGAAGUUUAUGGGUUAGCUAAAAUGCUAAGUUUACUCACGCCGUUCAUAGACAAGGGUUCACGUAGUUUCGAAGGUUGGGUCAAGGAUACCGUUAAAAAUGGGUUUCCAGAAUACGUUGAUGUGACGAAAGAGGCACAGUUUGAUUUAGCAUGUCUGGAGUUGGCACGUAAGGCCUUGAGGGUCUGUCUACGUGAUAAGAUGCCAGGAUUUGAACUGUACCUGUUUCAAUGGGAGAAGAAGUGGAAGAAGGAAUUUAGGUACUAUAACGGUUUAUUGAUCAAUUUGAUGCAUAAGAGCGCGCAUAAAUCUAGGGUAGCUCAGGCUGCCAUUUAUGAUUCACAACGUACUAACGAUGAAAUCGAUAUGUAUCAAGAGGUUCGUGUCAGGAACUGGAACGAGCUUAUAGAAGAGCUGGGUCUCUCUAAAGAGAUAUGUGAGCAUGAGGAGCACGUGAAAAGAAUGAUGAGCGAGUCUGACGGCAAUGUGACGAUGACUGUUCAGGAGAGGCUUGACCGUAUAUGGGCGCCACGUUUGAAACAUAUUGCUCUGUGGAAAGAGAAGCGCUUAUGUAUAUUCGACUGGUCUGGAUUCCUUGAAUCAUAUCGCAUUAUCCGAGGAUUGUAUAAGUACCAUGAAUAA